Molecule: messenger RNA, 2406 nt
Organism: Raphanus sativus (radish)
Lineage: Eukaryota; Viridiplantae; Streptophyta; Magnoliopsida; Brassicales; Brassicaceae
Product: meiosis-specific protein ASY2-like
Exons: 5
Coding region: 1-2406 (801 amino acids)
Source: RefSeq, a predicted model, not a curated record
AUGCGCGCGGCUUCGUCGGGAUCUAGUGACGACUUAGAGACGGUUCGCAGUUCUGGGGGAAGCCAAGAAGCGGUUCAUCGCGCAGCGAUGAUGGAUACGGAGAACUUGAGUCGGGCGCAGCGCGUCCUGGUCUCGGAGUCGAUGGUGCAAUCACGGAGAGACGACGACGGUCGCGAUCAUACUGACGAUCAGAUGAUCCCGAUAAGCUUUUAUCCGGGGAAUAUCUUCGAGAAGCAGCCUCCGCUUGAUCGGGAGCGUGUACGUCCUUCGAUUGUUGAAGGCCAGGACUGGCGGGACGUCUUGGGGACGAAAUCGACCGUCGAGUCGGUGACAAAACUUCUGCGGGCUCGCGACGCGGCGGGGGUUACGUUUAUAAUCCCGAGGAGCGAUCAGCGGCCUUGGUCUCCUCCGAAAGGAUACCAAUGCGUAUACGAGUCAUAUUUUGAGGGCGACACCAAGCUGUGGUUUCCGAUUCCUCGACUUAUCACCGCGUUUACGAUGCGCCGGGGAGUUGCCCUCAGUCAGUUCCUGAACGGUGCGUGGCGGCUGGCCGUCGCACUGACGAUCAUCGGAGCGGAAGCCGGUGUUCCACUUAAUGUUCGAGCUUUCGAGGAGCUAGUGUCGGUGAAGAUGAAAGGCGGGCUGAUUUCGUUGAAAAUUCGUCCCAAUUAUAAUGUGGUGACCGGUUAUCCAACUAAGACGAAUAAUUGGCAGCGGUCCUACUUCUAUGUCAACUCCGACAGGGCUGCGUUCGAAGAACCGCUGAGGACCGGCUACCGUGUUUUAUGGACCCGAGAGAUGGUUGGUCUCCCGAACACCGUAGAGUACGAGGAGGACUUUUUGGAGAGCGCGCGUCUGAUCGCAUCGCAGAAACAAGAUCAUUGGGAUAAAUUCUCCUAUCAGAGGAUUCGUCGAUCGAUUGGGUGGAUUAGCCAACAGGUCUGGCGUUCGGAUACGGUCCCCAUUAUUACUAAGAAGACGAAGAGGCUCAAUUUGUUCAAUUCAGCCGAACAGAGGGAAAUAAAUCGAGCAAGAGCGAUGAGGGAUUUGCCGAAUUUGAGUCUGGUGGUCGGGAAGAAAACCGGUCUCGUGAAGAAGCUGCAGCCUGAUACUGCAGUUUCGCCUGAUUUCGGAGAUCCAAACGUAACUGAGUCCGAUGUCGAGGCUCGGCUGGUGAGGAAGACGAACCGGAAAAGGCAGCGAGAGGAAGAGAACGCGGCUGCUGAAGAGGCGAACAUUGACGCCAACUCCCCGAGGAACCGCUCCGGAUUGGAGAGGGGGGAGGGCGAACUCAAGGAUCUGGAGCCAAGUGGUGGUUCCAAAGACGAAGUGGUUCCCGAAUCGCAGCCUGCUGGGAGUCGUGACGAAGAUCCGCCGGUAACUUCGUCAAAGGCUGAGAAGAAAAAGAAGAAGAAGAAGAAGAAGAGAAACGCUGAAGUGAUUCCUCGAGGUUCUUCCGAAGAGCUGGACGACGAGCUGGUGGACGCCACCCGUUCCGGGGAAUCGUUGGCUCCGGAGAAUGAGGACGCGCAAGCUGAAUCUGCUCCUCAGGUCGCCGAAGGGACCGUGGCUGUCUCGAAAAAGAAGAAGAAGAAGAAAAAGAGGAGUUGUCCUGACAAAGUCUCUUUUUCCUACGAUCGCGAUGUCCCCUUAGCGCACGACGAACAGGAGUGCGGUCGUUUGGUUCGUCAAUUUAGGGGAGAUCGAGGUGAGCUGCCGCCGGUCGAGGAUCUGAUCUUCAAGGAAGAGUACACCUUUGCAUCUCGUACCUCCAUCAUGAGUCAUGGGGACUGGAACAUCUUAGUCAGGAAGUAUGACGAAGAGCUGAAGGGGGCCUUUGAGAUGGUUCGUAAGCAGAAAGGACUCAGCAGACGCGCGACCCGGGCUCUGAAUAACUCAGUUCGUGAAAAGAACGAGGCGGUUGCUCGGGAGGAAGAGUUGAAGAAGGAGCUUGACGAGCAAAGGGCGAUCAUGGCGACCGAACUGGCGUCUGCCCGGGAGUUGGUGAAGCGGGCGGAGGAGGAGAAAGCUCAGAUGCGGAAAAGGAACGCUGAGCUGCAGGGCAAGAACACGACCCUUGAGAAAGAGGUGGUUGCUGCGUCCUUAGAGUAUUCCAAGCAGAUGGAUCGCCUGAGGGAGUCUCGUAAGCUUGAGGUCACCCAUGAACGAAUCCGUGUAAUGGCGGCGAUGACCGGGAAAUUUGCCCGACGCUUCAGGAAUAUUCAGGAUCGGGAGAAGCGUCGUGACGAGUUCGAGGACGCGCGGUGUAUGCUCGGCCAAGCGCGCGGAAUGCGAGACUGCCUUGAGGCCUUGAGGGAAUCGGGAAAGGAUAUCCCGCAGGAGACCAUUGAUACGUACUCCGAUUUGGAGAAGUAUAUGAAGGGGAGACAGUUCGCCUGGAAGUAG